CGCACUCUCUCUCUCUCUCUCUCUCUCUCUCUCUCUCUCUCUCUCUCUCUCUCUCUCUCUCUCUCUUUCUCUCUCUCUCUCUCACACACACACACACACACGCACACGCACACACACACAACACCCCAUACCACACACAUACACAACACACACACACUCAUUCACGCUGUCCGUCCCUCCCUCUCUCCCUCGGUAUUCUCAGUGCGGCCGGCGCUCGGCUCCAGAGUCUGGCUGGAGCCUCCUCCUCCCAUCUGGGGAUCCCAUGUGCCAGGCUGUGCCUGUGCUCCCAGCCCUCUUGCCAGGUUCCGUUUCCCAGGGCACAAAGAUCCCUGGCCCCGAGUUGCCGAGAGCCAGGCCGGGGCUGGAGAGGGGAUCCCCAAGCGCCUCCGCGGCCGUGGAUAAUCCAAAGGGAGAGUAGAACUCGUGCGUUGCAGGACUGGGGGAGUCCCAAGGUCUCUCACCCGAGGUUUCUGGAGUGGGCCUCCCUGACAACAGCCCGCCCCUGUCCCCAGCCCGGGUCCGAGGAAGCCUUCGCCACGAGCCUGUCGGGUCCAGCCCCCCAGCCCUGCCUCGGAGCCUGGCGAUGGCCCGGCGUAGCCCGGGCAAGAGCGGCGUCUCUGAGUGAUCCCGAGGCCAGGCCCGGAGUAGGGGGCCUCCGAUGCGAGCGUCCGCGGCAGCGCCCCCGACCACGGGGCCCGUGCUCCAAUCCGUCCUGCCCGGGCCGCCCCGUCCGAGGCCGCACUGAGCCAAUCGGACGUGCCAUGAGGAGCUCGGGUGGCCCAGCACUGGCCUGACCUUGGCCCCGGGGGGCCUGAGACCAACAUGUGACCGCGGCUCAGGUGCGUCCUGGGGCGCAGCCUCGCUGUCCAUGUGCCUGGGCCCCGGUCCCACCACGGAGAAAUAUGAGGAGGUCGGACCCCGACGCCAGGGGGUGGCCUGUGGGGGCCAGCUUGUCUCUGCCGCCACUGUUGCUGCCGCCACUGCUUUUGCUUCUGGGAAGCUUGUGGGCCUCUGGGACCCCAGCAUUGUCGGGGCCCGAGGAAGACGACGGAACCUUCACAAGUGGUCGCGUCAAGCGAGGCUGGGUCUGGAACCAGUUCUUCGUGGUGGAGGAGUACACGGGUACCGAACCCCUGUAUGUGGGCAAGAUCCAUUCUGACUCCGAUGAGGGGGGAUGCUCCAUCAAAUACACCAUCUCCGGGGAGGGGGCCGGGACCAUCUUCCUGAUUGACGAGUUGACUGGUGACAUCCAUGCCAUGGAGCGGCUUGACCGGGAGCAGAAGACCUUCUACACCCUCCGAGCCCAGGCGCGGGAUCGGGCCACAGACCAGCUCCUGGAACCCGAGUCAGAGUUUAUCAUCAAAGUCCAGGACAUCAACGACAGCGAGCCUCGCUUCCUCCAGGGCCCCUACAUCGGCAGUGUGGCUGAGCUCUCGCCCGUAGGCACUUCAGUAAUGCAGGUGAUGGCAUCAGAUGCAGAUGACCCCACGUACGGGAGCAGCGCACGACUGGUGUACAGUGUCCUUGAUGGUGAGCAGCACUUCACUGUGGACAACAAGACAGGUGUGAUCCGCACAGCAGUGGCUGACUUGGACCGGGAGAAACAGGAGCGUUAUGAGGUUGUGAUCCGAGCUACAGACAUGGCUGGUCAGCUGGGAGGCUUGUCGGGCUCCACUACGGUUACCAUCGUCAUUACUGAUGUCAAUGACAACCCACCCCGCUUCCCACAGAAGAUGUACCAGUUCAGCAUCGUGGAGACAGCACCUAUUGGCACUGCCAUUGGUCGAGUGAAAGCUGAGGACUCCGAUGUGGGAGAAAACACUGACAUGACAUACCAGCUCAAGGACGAGGGCGGCGGGGACAUGUUCAAGGUUACAACAGACAGCAACACCCAGGAGGCCAUCAUCACCGUGCAGAAGCACCUGGACUUUGAGGCUCAGGCCACACACACAGUGGUGCUUGAAGCCUUGAACAAGUUUGUGGACCCACGAUUUGUAGACCUGGGGACUUUCAGGGACCAAGCGAUCGUCCGGGUGACGGUGAUGGAUGUGGACGAGCCUCCUGAAUUCCGGCCACCCUCCGGACUCAUGGAAGUACAGGAAGAUGCCCAAAUCGGCUCCAUAGUUGGUGUGGUAACAGCGCUGGACCCUGAUGCUGCCAAUAGGCCUGUCCGGUACGCCAUCGACCGGGACUCAGACUUGGAGCAGAUCUUCAACAUUGAUGCUGACACUGGUGCCAUUGUGACAGGCAAGGGACUUGACCGGGAGACAGCAGGCUGGCACAACAUCACUGUGCUGGCCAUGGAGGCUGACAAUCACUCACAGGUAUCCAGAGCAUCCCUUCAGAUUCGGAUCUUGGAUGUGAAUGACAACCCCCCAGAGCUGGCCACCCCCUAUGAGGCUGCUGUAUGUGAGGAUGCAAAGCCUGGCCAGCUCAUCCAGACCAUCAGUGUGGUAGAUCGAGAUGAACCACAGGGAGGUCAUCGAUUCUACUUUCGUCUGGUGCCUGAGGCUGUUGGUAACCCUCAUUUCUCUUUGCUUGAUAUUAAAGAUAACACAGCAGCCGUGCACACACAACACGUGGGCUUCAACCGUCAGGAGCAGGAUGUCUUCUUCCUCCCCAUACUGGUGGUGGACAGUGGACCGCCUACACUCAGCAGUACAGGAACCCUCACCAUCCGUGUGUGUGGCUGUGAUAGUGCUGGUGCCAUCCAGUCCUGUAACACCACAGCCUAUGUGAUGGCUGCCUCCCUGAGCCCGGGGGCCCUCAUUGCUCUGCUGGUCUGCAUCCUUAUCCUGGUUGUGCUGGUCCUGCUCAUCCUCACGCUGAAGCGCCACCAUAAAAGCCACCUGAGCUCCGAGGAAGACGAAGACAUGCGGGACAACGUCAUCAAGUACAACGACGAGGGCGGUGGAGAGCAGGACACCGAGGCCUAUGACAUGUCGGCGCUGAGAAGCCUGUACGACUUUAGCGAGAUCAAAGGCGGGGAUGGCGGUGGGGGAGGAGGUGGGGGAGUGGGCAGCAGCAGCGGGGGCGGCCUCCAAGCGGGUCUGCCGUCGGAGCGCCCCUCCCUCCCGCUUCCGCAGGGGGCCCCGAGCCCCGAGCUAGACUUCUCCCUCUUCAGAGACUUCAUCAGCAGGAAAGUGGCGCUGGCCGACGCGGAUCUGUCCGUGCCGCCCUACGAUGCUUUCCAGACGUACGCGUUCGAGGGCGCGGACUCGCCGGCAGCCUCGCUCAGCUCGGUGCACACCCGUUCGAGCUCCGAGCAAGACUUCUCCUAUCUCAGUAGCUGGGGGCCACGUUUCCGCCCGCUGGCCGCGCUCUAUGCUGGGCACCGGGCAGACGAGGAGGGUGACGCAUCCUAGCCCGCCCUUCCCCUCGGGGCUCCGUGACUCUGGAUUUGAAGCAGCUCCGAAAGACCAAAGCAUCCCCCCACCCUGCCCGCUCACCUCAGUUCCCCCAGUCUGGCCAAACCGCAGUCGGAGAGCCUGGAGUUUGAAGUGGGCGGGAGGGAGGGGGAGGAUCGGGACUAGAAAGAGACGGGUGCAGACCCGGGGCCCUUCCCCAGUCCUCUCCCUCUCCAUCCUCAAUUUCGUGCCCAUAGUUCGCGGGGAACUCAGAGCUCAUGUCCCUUGGUCUCGUUCAAUCCGAUCUGUAUUAAAAGUCCCGCACUGAGA
Monodelphis domestica (gray short-tailed opossum) is the source of this 3677-nucleotide messenger RNA. RefSeq names its product cadherin 22 (gene CDH22). Gene Ontology annotation, molecular function: cadherin binding; calcium ion binding; beta-catenin binding. Gene Ontology annotation, cellular component: plasma membrane; catenin complex; adherens junction. The record is from RefSeq and is a predicted model, not a curated record. NCBI's taxonomy places the organism in Eukaryota, Metazoa, Chordata, Mammalia, Didelphimorphia, Didelphidae. Gene Ontology annotation, biological process: adherens junction organization; cell morphogenesis; multicellular organism development.